This is a messenger RNA of Andrographis paniculata, 529 nucleotides long. RefSeq names its product histone H4. The record is from RefSeq and is a predicted model, not a curated record. Gene Ontology annotation, cellular component: nucleosome. Lineage: Eukaryota; Viridiplantae; Streptophyta; Magnoliopsida; Lamiales; Acanthaceae. Bases 54 to 365 code for a protein of 103 amino acids. The transcript has a single exon. Gene Ontology annotation, molecular function: protein heterodimerization activity; structural constituent of chromatin; DNA binding. Gene Ontology annotation, biological process: nucleosome assembly.
ACCAACCGUCUUUGCCGUCUUUAUUAGUCAUCACAUAUCAAAAAAUCUCUGAAAUGUCUGGCCGAGGCAAGGGCGGAAAAGGCUUGGGGAAGGGCGGCGCCAAGAGGCACCGGAAAGUGUUGAGAGACAACAUCCAAGGAAUCACGAAGCCAGCUAUUCGGCGGUUAGCUCGCAGGGGAGGUGUCAAGCGCAUCAGCGGACUCAUCUACGAGGAGACGCGCGGCGUUCUUAAGAUCUUCCUGGAGAAUGUGAUUCGCGACGCCGUCACUUACACGGAGCACGCUCGCCGGAAAACGGUUACUGCAAUGGAUGUUGUUUAUGCUCUCAAGAGGCAGGGGCGAACUCUCUACGGAUUUGGUGGUUGAUAACUUAAUAUUUGACAGUAUGUAAGGUGUAGCGAUUGAAAUUAUGGUUUAGCUUUAGGAUCUAGAAAUUAAUGCCUAUUCUGAUCUCCAAUCUUAUGUUUUUGUUCAGUGUUCUGUAUCUUCUGCGAAGCUGUUGCUUAUGAAAUUUCAAUUUAUCUUUGAUA